This is a messenger RNA of Onthophagus taurus, 3554 nucleotides long. Its product is annotated as A disintegrin and metalloproteinase with thrombospondin motifs 1. Gene Ontology annotation, molecular function: metalloendopeptidase activity. The record is from RefSeq and is a predicted model, not a curated record. Gene Ontology annotation, cellular component: extracellular matrix. NCBI's taxonomy places the organism in Eukaryota, Metazoa, Arthropoda, Insecta, Coleoptera, Scarabaeidae. Gene Ontology annotation, biological process: proteolysis; extracellular matrix organization.
GAAAUACAAUAUCCCAAUUGACCCUAUUAAAAAAAAUAAAAGAUCAUGUAGAAGCAUAUAAACGCGAUCUUUUAAACCAAAGACUCAGUAUAAUUCAAACACUUUUGGUGAUAUUAUUUCGGGUUUUAAUUAAUUGUUAAAAAUGACCGCAUUCAAUCGUGUUAAUCUGAUAUGUUUCCUUAUAAAAGUGGUUUAUUUAAUUAUAGUGUUUGGUGAUGAGAAUUUCGAUCAAUAUCGAAUAGUUUAUCCAAAAAUUUUUGAGAAAAUUAAAAAAUUUAAGCAGGAUGUAUCAUCCAGUUUUUAUUACGAAGAAAAUAAAACAAUAAAGGUUGUUAGAAUUGAGGAAUUAAUUUUAAAUUUGGAUUCGCCCGGUUUAAAUUUUGCCCCAAAUUUUUUUCAACACAACACAUCGCCCUGUAAUUAUUUUAAAGGAUCGAUUUCCGGCUUCGAAUCAAUUUCGAUUGUUGCACUAUCAAUUUGUGGCCAGUUUUUAACGGGAUUUAUUAAAAAAGGAAGUGAAAUGUACUUUUUAGAACCCUCGAAAGAUAAUGAAGGUGCUCAUUAUUUUUAUGAUGCUUUCAAAAAACGCCCAAAAAGAUCUUUAUUUUUAAAUAAGUCCAAAAAAUGGGAAUACUUCAAUUUAACUGGUGAUGUUAUUGAUAUUGAUAUCGAUAUCGACGACAGCCAUACUCAAGAUAAUAAUCACGAUUUGUUGUUCACCGAUUUUAACAACAAUGUUACUUUGAUUAAAUUGGAUACGAAAUUAUCUAAUAAUGACGAUGAAUUGGGGUAUUUCGUUGAUGCCGCUUGGGAAACGCGAAUAAUAACAAGAAACAACCUCAACAUCAACACAACAUCAUCCCCAAUUUGGUUAGAAGUGGCAAUAGCGGUAGAUCACACCGUUAUCGAUUUUCACGGAAAAGAUCGCGUCCAACAGUACGUUUUAUCCCUAAUGAACAUUGUUAACGCAAUUUAUCAAGACCCCACGUUAAACGCGAACAUUCAGCUGGUGAUAACAAAGUUGUUUUUAUUCGAAGAAAAGAAAACCGCCAUCAUCCGACUUGGAGACGCUGUUAAAUCAUUGCAAAAUGUCAACGCUUGGAAUCGUAAACUACACGGUACUUUAAAACCAGAAGAUCCACGACAUGAUGUCGCCGUUUGGUUAACGAGGGCGAAUAUUGGAGGUCCUUCCGGUUACGCACCCGUUUCCGGUGCUUGUGAUCCAAAACGGAGUUGUACUUUAAAUAGAGAUGAAGGGUUAACGAGUGCUUUUAUUAUUGCGCACGAAGUUGCUCACAUUCUUGGGUUAUCUCAUGAUGGAGCCCAAAAAGAUGGAAACACUUGCGGGGAUGACUCUUAUUACGGAAGCAUAAUGGCACCGAUGGUUUCCUCUACCUUUCAUAAAUUUAUGUGGUCGGAAUGUUCAAAAAAAGAAUUCCACGAGAAAAUUAAAUCGUUUCAAUGUUUAAUGAACAAACCAAUCUCGACGGGAAACGAAAUCCCGCUUAAUGGAAGCUUGCAAUUCGCUUUUACCAUGGAUGAACAAUGCAGAGUCGAAUUCGGAGACGGGUAUUCUUUGUGUCGUUCUUUUGAUAUAGUUGAAGUUUGUUCGCAUCUUUGGUGUGCUAAAGACGAUUCACCUUCUUCGUGUCGAACGAAAAGGGCCCCACCUUUAGAAGGAACCGAUUGCGGAUUUAAUAAGUGGUGCAUUAAUGGUUACUGCGAAACGAUCGAUUUAAAACGAUUCGGCCGAAACCCUUUACAUCAUAACCCCCAGAAUGGACGUUGGAGUUCUUGGUCGUCUUGGGGACCUUGUUCGAGAACUUGCGGAAUAGGAGCUGAGUUUAGAAGCAGAAAAUGUGAUAACCCACCCCCGAUGUACGGCGGAAAUAAUUGUUUUGGUCUCCCUGAAGAAUGGCGUUUAUGCAAUUUGGGACCAUGUUCAGAACCGAUUCAAGAUUUACGAACCCAACAAUGUUCGAAUUUACCGAAAUAUAUGGACUUUGAAGAUGAUCCCAAAAAAAAUUUAACUUGGUUGGCUUUUGAAAGCGAUGAACAUAACUCAAAGUGUAAAUUGAUUUGUAUUAGUAAAGAAACUAGGGAAUUAUUUAUUACUGAAGAGAAUUUAAUUGAUGGAACUUUAUGUUCUUAUGAAAGUAGCACGGAAAUUUGUAUCCAAGGAAUUUGUCAUCAUGUUGGUUGCGAUGGGAAAUUAUUUUCAAAUUUAAGACCAGAUUCUUGCGGAAUAUGCGGCGGGAACAACACUGAGUGUAAAAAUAUUAAACACAUUAAUAGGAAAAGAUUAAGAAGAGAACUUCAAAGAAUGGUGAUUAUCCCACGAAUGGCGCGCAAUUUAAAAUUGGAAGCAAACAUAACCACAACGGAUUUUAUUAAUCCCAAUGUCGCUUUUAUGUUAAAAGAUCGUACUAAACAAAGUUAUUCAGUUACAAUUCCAAAUACCGGACUUUAUCAUGGUGAAAUCGUAGCCGGAACAAAGUUUCAUUACAAAAAGUAUUCAAAUAGACAUUUUAUUUCUGCAAAUGGGCCGUUAUUGUCAGAAAUUGUAAUUUAUAUUUUUUCCCCAAAAUCAUUAAUCGAUCGUGGAAUUAAAUUGCAUUUAAAAGUCGACUACUUUAUCCAUAAAGAUUAUUUAAACAAACCAUCUCGUUACGUGUGGAUUUUAGGAGGAUGGGGAUCUUGUAGUAAAUCUUGCGGCGGCGGUUUUAGGCAAAAAACGACCGCUUGUUUCGAUGGGCAAAACGGAAAAAUCGUACCUAGAAAAGAAUGUUCGUUAUUAACAAAACCGCAUUUACCAAUAGAAAAAUGCAACAAUUACAGUUGUAAUUUUCAUUGGAUAACUAGUGAAUGGGAAUCUUGUUCAAAAACGUGCGGCUCUCACGGAAUUCAACAUCGAGAGCUUUAUUGUCUACCUCAAAAUGUAAUGAACGAAACAAAAUCGUUAAAUUCAAUAGAUUUUCCUUGGAAAUUUAUGGUGAGUCCGAAUAAAUGCGGUGAAAAUCCACCUCCAUCAAUAAGACAUUGCAAUAGAAUCCCAUGCCUAUCGUUUUGGGAAUUUGGAAAUUGGUCUGAGUGCUCUACUUCAUGUGGAUCUGGAGUUUCAAUUCGUCAAUCUCAUUGUCCUCCACCGGAUGGUGAACUUUUUUAUACUUGUGGUCCUUCCCCGCCACAAGAAAAACGAAUUUGCCAUAAUAAUAAUCGAGCUGAUCCAAUCUGCAAAUCGAGUAGAAAGAGAUUUUUAUGCAAAGCGGAUCAAUCGAUAUAUUGUGAAUUAGCACAACUUCAUAAAUAUUGUAAUUUAGGAUUUUUUAGGAAAUAUUGUUGUAAAUCUUGCAUGAAACAUAAAUUAUUAAGAAUUUCAUCGUAAUUUGAUUGAUCUAGAUGAGAUUUUUACGUACUUGGUUGCAUAAUAUUAAGUUUAGAUGUCAAUAAAUUUUCUUUUCUUAGAAUUUCUUACUCAAUAACACAAACAUAGCUUAUUACUUAGACGUUUCAAAAUUAAAUGUGAAUUAAAAAAAUAUAUAAUCUUUAAUUUA